GGAGAGGGAGAGAAAGAGGAGGGCAUUGAGUAAGAAGGAAGGUAGAGGAGCAGUAUCUGUGACCGACCGAGGAGCGAUGUUCUCCCAAGGAAAGGGCUGAGGAGCCGACGUGACCUCCCCACCUCCAGAGCUCGGUCAGCCGACUGCCACGCACCAAGAGGCGGAUGCGAUGUGAGCAUGCAGCCGCCACAGAGGCAGACCUGUCCCUGAGAGGAGCUCCGCUGCAGCUGGAUUACGUGCCUCCCCGCUGUUUCCAAGGAGCAGCCGCAAACACCUUCCCACAUGAAUUUAUCAGAAAAGCGAGCACUUCACGCCAAGAGUGCCUACUCCUGCUGAGUGAAGCCCCACCUGCAUCUCUGUCACCUCCAACCAACCCGACGGUGGUGCCAUGUGUGUGUGUAAGCCAGGCAGAGUCCUGGCCCAGUCCAGGCGGCCCGUCCUGGGUCUCGGCCUUCAUCCAUCCCCCAUGACUCUCCUGCUGCCUUUGAUUAUCCUUCUAACCAGACCUUGGAGCAGCGUGUGUGCAGCACUAGCCUCUCCAAAGUUCACCAAGAUACCCACAGACCAGAUCGGAGUGUCAGGGGGCGUGGCAUCAUUUGUGUGUCAGGCCGUCGGCAACCCCAAGCCUGUCGUCUUCUGGAACAAGAAGGGCAAGAAGGUCAACUCCCAGCGUAUCGAGACUAUAGAGUUUGAUGAAGGAGCCGGAGCCGUGCUGAGGAUCCAGCCACUCAGAGCGCCCCGAGAUGAGAACUUCUACGAGUGUGUGGCCCGGAACAGUGAAGGACAGGUCGCUGUCACUGCAAAGCUGGAUAUUAUCAGAGAGGACCUGUUGCCACUGGGCUUCCCCAGUAUAGACAUGGGACCCCAGCUGAAGGUGGUGGAGCGGACCAAGACAGCCACCAUGCUGUGUGCGGCCAGUGGCACCCCGGACCCAGAGAUCUCCUGGUUCAAGGACUUCCUGCCCGUCGACCCCAGCCUCAGCCAGGGUCGCAUCAAACAGCUUCGAUCAGGAGCGUUGCAGAUCGAGAACAGCGAGGAAACGGACCAGGGGAAGUACGAGUGUGUGGCCACCAACUCUCAAGGCGUGCGUUACUCCUCUCCUGCAAACCUUUAUGUUCGAGGAGCGACAGACACAUUGCGCCGUGUGCCCCCUCGUUUUUCUAUCUCACCCUCCAAUCACGAGAUCAUGCCGGGAGGGAGCGUCAACAUCACCUGCGUGGCCGUGGGCUCGCCCAUGCCCUAUGUCAAGUGGAUGCUGGGUAACGAGGACCUCACCCCCGAGGACGAAAUGCCCAUCGGUCGAAACGUGCUGGAGCUCAACGGCGUCCGGGAAUCUGCAAACUACACCUGUGUGGCCAUGAGCAGCCUGGGCAUCAUUGAGGCCAUCGCUCAGGUCUUAGUCAAGACACUACCAAAGCCCCCCGGGACACCCAUCGUCACGGAAACCACAGCCACCAGCAUCACCAUCACCUGGGACUCCGGCAAUCCCGACCCUGUCUCCUACUACAUCAUCCAGUACCGAGCCAAGGGGCCAGACAGCAAGUACGAGACAGUGGACAGCAUCACCACCACUCGCUACAGCAUUGGUGGACUCUACCCCAACACCGAGUACGAAAUACGGGUGUCGGCUUUCAACAGCAUCGGCCAGGGCCCCCCAUCCACUCGUGUGGAGGCUCGCACAGGAGAGCAAGCCCCCGCCAGUCCUCCACGAAACGUCCAGGCUCAUGUUAUCUCUGAGAACACUGUGUUGGUCCGCUGGGAGGAACCAGAAGAGCCCAACGGGCAGGUGAAGGGCUAUCGGGUGUACUACACCAUGGAUCCAUCACGAUCGAUCAACGAGUGGCACAUCCAUAACGUCCAGGACAGCCUCCUCACCACUAUUCAGAACCUCGUGACCUCAGAGACGUACACCAUCCAGGUCCUGGCCUUCACCUCCGUAGGAGACGGGCCCUUCUCAGACCCCGUUCCUGUCAAAGUUGUCAUAGGUGUUCCAGGACAACCAGUCAAGUUCAAAGUUGGGAAGGUGACCGACACCACCAUCGAGCUGACCUGGGAACCAGCAUACACCAAGGAGAAAAUAAUCAACUAUGAGCUGCUCUACAAACCAGUCAGAUUUGGCAGCUUGGAGAAGCGGACCUUUGAGCCGAGGACCUCGAUCGUGGUGGAGGGUCUGAAAGCAAACACAGAGUACUCCUUCUCCCUGGCAGCCAAGUCGAGCAAAGGCAUCGGAACGUUCACUAAUGAGCUGGUGCAGAGGACGUUACAAGCCAAGCCCUCAGCUCCACCCGAGGGUGUGUCCUGCGAGAGUAUCAGCUCCACCUUGCUGAGGGUGAGUUGGAGGCCGCCUGAGCUGGAGGGCCAGAACGGCGAGCUGGGAGGUUAUGAGGUCAAGUACCUGCGAGUUUCUGGGGCAGGAGGAAGAGGCCAGGGCCAAGAGGUGGUGGCGCCUCGCGUGUCGGCCCCCCAGCGACAAACCGUGCUGGAGGGGCUGGAGAAGUGGAGCUGGUACAAUCUAACAGUGGCAGCCUUCACCGCAGAGGGAACCGGACCCUCCAGCCCGGCUGUGAUGUGUAGAACAGAUGAGGAUGUUCCCGGCGCGGCCCCCCGCCAGGUGGACGUCCAGCCGCUCAAUUCCUCAGCGCUACGAGUCACGUGGCGCUCCGUGUUACCACGGUUACGGCAAGGCCAGAUCCGUGGCUACCAGGUGCACUUCAGCCGCGCGGAGAGUGGUGAAUCACGCACCCUGCCCCGCAUCAAAGACCUCCUAUUGGACGACUCCCAGAUGGAGGAGGAUGAUUCUACUCAGUAUGAGCUGAUUCUAGGAGGUUUGAAAGCAGAGACAUUGUACUCCGUCUCGGUGGCGGCGUACACCACUAAAGGGGAUGGAGCGCACAGCAAAGCCAAGCUGGUGCGGACCACGGGGAUUGUGCCGGGGCCCCCCUCCCUCUGGGUGCGUCCACAAUCUGCCACAUCAGUGGUGGUGAGGUGGUCUCCUCCUUUGGAUUGCCCCGAGACGGCCCCCGACAACAGAGGGACCCCGUUGGAAAUCAAAGGCUACCAUCUACAGUAUGGCUUGAAGAACUCAUCUCUAAACACCACGGAGGAUUUUUCCCCCCGUGAGAGAAACUUCACCGUGGGAAACCUAACCCCGGGCUCCUCCUACCUCUUCGUCCUCGCCGCAAUAAACCGCGUGGGCUACGGAGACGCAGCACAGCAGGAAAUUGAUAUUCCCAUAUCUCCGCCCUCUGGAUACCCUAAAUUAACUGAUUUUGUUAACGCGACUUGCUGUUCCCUCCAGUUCUUCUGGCUACCUCUGGCCCCAGAUGAGUGUAACAGUGUCAUUACAGAGUACACCGUGGCUUACAAACAGGCUGCAGCCCCCAGACUUUCUGCUGACCCAGUUCCCUCCGUCUCACCCGCCCCUUCUGCUCCUCCGUGGCUGAUCACACUGCCAGCGAGUGAGUCCAGCUACACCAUCGUGGGCCUCAAUCACAGCACAGCCUACGAGGUGCAGCUCAGAGCCCACAACAAGGCUGGGCCGGGCCCGUUCAGCCCCGCUCUGCUGUGUCUCACCCUGGCCUUUGAAACAGAUGUCCCGAGAAAUUUCUCAGUCAAGCUGUCCACUAAGACCAGCGUCCUCCUCACCUGGAUCUUUCCAGAGACCACCAACCCCUAUCACUUUAUUGUGGAGUAUAAUCAAAAGAUGAUGGAGUUGGACGCUCGCCUGAAGAAGGCCGUAAUCCCAAACCUCCAGCCGGACACAAGCUAUGACUUUAAAAUCACGGCUCCUGAGGACAACAUGGGAGGACUCCGCCAUCGCAUUACCGCCAAGACUUCUCCGACGAUCACCAUCCGCCGCCCUGAGAUCGACCACACCCGUGAAACCGAAACCACGGUCACCAUCAUCGUUCCACCUCUGGAAACCCGCACUGUCAGGAAUGUUUAUGUCGUCGUGGUUCCGCUGAGGAGAAUCCGUGGCGUCAUCAGGCCCCCUAAAAGUCCAGAUGAAAUGGACCUAGAAGAGCUGCUGAGAGACAUCAGUCAAAGGCAGAGGGAUGCUCGCCAGCAGAAGCAGGUGGACCUGAAGCGGGCUUACAUCACGGCGCGUUUCACACCUGCCACCCUCCCGGCCUUCUUCACCCUGGGGGACCAGCUGGACUACGGAGGCUUCGAGAACCGAGCUCUGGAGCCGAAGCAGGAAUACAUCUUCUUCAUCCUGGCUGAGCUGAACUCCACGACAGGGAGGAUGUACGUGGCCAGCCCGUACACCGAGCCCGUGAUCGCCCCGGAUUCAGACCCGCAGCCUUUCGACGCGGGCGACGGCCUGAUCUGGGUGGUCGGACCCGUUCUGGCCGUGGUCUUCAUCAUCUGCAUCGUUAUUGCUAUCCUCCUGUACAAAAACAGCAAGCCUGACAGCAAGCGCAAGGACUCCGAACCAGGAACCAAGAGCCUUUUGAGCAAUGUGGAGAUGAUGGCGCAUCACCCGACGGAUCCCGUGGAGAUGAGACGCAUCAAUUUUCAGACUCCCGGCAUGAUGAGCCACCCCCCCAUCCCCAUCAGCGAGCUGGCUGAGCACAUCGAGCUGCUGAAAGCCAACGACAACCUGAGGCUGUCCCAGGAGUACGAGUCAAUCGACCCCAGCCAGCAGUUUACCUGGGAGCACUCCAACCUGGAGGUGAACAAGCCCAAAAACCGCUACGCCAACGUCAUCGCCUACGACCACACCAGAGUCAUCCUGGCCCCCGUAGAAGGCAUCCUGGGAAGUGAUUACAUCAACUCCAACUACAUCGACGGCUACAGGAAGCAGAAUGCCUACAUCGCCACCCAGGGGCCCCUGGCUGAGACAUUUGGGGACUUCUGGAGGAUGGUGUGGGAGCAGAGGACCGCAUCUGUUGUCAUGAUGACGCGCCUGGAGGAGAAGUCACGGAUAAAGUGUGAUCAGUACUGGCCGAGCCGCGGCACAGAGACAUACGGGAUGGUUCAGGUCACGCUGCUGGACACCAUGGAGUUGGCAACCUUCUGCGUUCGCACCUUCUCCCUCCACAAAAGUGGCAGCAGUGAGAGGAGAGAGGUACGUCAGUUCCAGUUCACAGCCUGGCCCGAUCACGGCGUUCCAGAGUAUCCCACCCCCUUCCUCAACUUCCUACGCAGGGUCAAAGCCUGCAACCCCCCGGAUGCUGGACCCAUCAUUGUUCACUGCAGUGCCGGUGUCGGUCGCACCGGCUGCUUCAUCGUCAUCGACGCCAUGCUGGAGCGUAUUCGGCAUGAGCGCACCGUGGACAUCUAUGGUCACGUGACGCUAAUGCGCUCUCAGAGGAACUACAUGGUGCAGACGGAGGACCAGUACAGCUUCAUCCACGAGGCCCUGCUGGAGGCCGUGGCUUGUGGGAACACUGAGGUUGCGGCCCGCAGUCUCUACUCCUACAUGCAGAAACUGUCCAAGGUGGAGCCUGGAGAGCACAUCACUGGCAUGGAGCUGGAGUUUAAGCGCCUGGCUAACACCAAAGCCCACACGUCCCGGUUUGUCACAGCCAAUCUCCCCUGCAACAAAUUCAAGAACCGACUGGUGAACAUCAUGCCCUAUGAAACCACUCGUGUGUGCCUCCAGCCAAUCAGAGGCUUGGAAGGCUCCGACUACAUCAACGCCAGCUAUAUAGAUGGAUACAGGCAACAAAGAGGCUACAUUGCCACCCAGGGCCCACUGGCGGAGACUACGGAGGACUUCUGGAGGAUGCUUUGGGAACACAACUCUACCAUCGUGGUCAUGCUGACGAAGCUGAGAGAAAUGGGUCGGGAGAAGUGCCACCAGUACUGGCCCGCUGAGCGCUCAGCCAGGUAUCAGUACUUCGUGGUCGACCCGAUGGCAGAGUACAACAUGCCCCAGUACAUCCUCCGGGAGUUCAAAGUCACAGAUGCCAGGGACGGCCAGUCUAGAACAGUACGCCAGUUCCAGUUCACUGACUGGCCUGAACAAGGCGUGCCCAAAUCUGGGGAAGGCUUCAUCGACUUCAUUGGCCAAGUGCACAAAACCAAGGAGCAGUUCGGCCAGGACGGGCCAAUCGCCGUCCACUGCAGUGCUGGUGUUGGACGGACCGGUGUCUUCAUCACUCUGAGUAUCGUCCUGGAGAGAAUGCGUUACGAGGGGGCAGUGGACAUCUUCCAAACUGUCAAAAUGCUGCGCACACAGAGACCAGCCAUGGUGCAGACUGAGGAUGAGUACCAGUUCUGCUACCAGGCUGCUCUCGAGUACCUGGGUAGCUUUGACCACUAUGCAACAUAAGAGAACAGACAACCGUGCAACCAUCUUUCUGCUUCGAGGUCAAACUCAACAAACCAACAAGCGACACGAGAGAAAGGUGGUCCCGACACAAACGUGAACAUUUCUCGGAUGCAGAAUCUAACUUGACGCCACCAAGCGACACAAAAACAGCAACUCUGACAGCACUCGGAGCUCAUCAGCGCGUUCCCUGAUGAGCGAGGAGGUUCUCUAUGUGUAAUCCAUAUACUUACCUCAGUGUUCCAGUGUGAAGGACAUAUAAUACAUGUGUGUUGUGGUCAACUAUCUCCAGUAUGAAGCAGUGAAAUAACGAAUGGCUUCUGAACAGGAGUUCGGAUACUCCAAUGUGUGUAAAAUACUAAAAGAUUUAAGGGAAAAAAACACAAAGAGCCUGGAUAUUUGCUGCACCCUAAAUGGGCUUUUUAUCCUCAACUUUCUAUCUAUUAGUUUGAUGUUCUAAAGGAGUUACCGAGUGGACAUUUCUAUGUCUGAGUCUAUUGCAAAGGUGUCUACUGCUACUGAAGGCAGAUCCGGCUGCAAAAGCAUCGGCAGUUUGGACUCACCGCCCGGAGAAGCAUGUGGAUGCUCAUUUACCAGAUGCACAGUGCCAAGAUUAAACCAUGCAGCGUGAACAAGAACUGAGGCCUACAAGGAGAGGCGGCUCCCUUUAUUAUCCAGCAUCAAGUUAGAUUAAACAAAGCAUUCUCACUCAUGAUUUGUGCUCUCGGUGAGUAAACCGCUGACCUCUGAGCAGAAGUCAGAGCCCACCGAUCUGGACUCCAUUAACAGAGCUUGGUUGUUAUUUGCUGUUCAUUCCUCCACCAUUAGUUCCUCUUGAAAGUGAUGCAAGAAAUGUUUUUAUUUCUGGGGGUUGUUUGGCCUUAUUUUGGCGUUUUUAUGUUUUCUGUCUUUCAACAUGCUGCCUACAGCUCGUGUGCUUAAAUUGUUAUCCUUGUAAAUUAUCUUCAGCUGAUGAUGGUCCUCUUCAUAUUCCUCUCCUAUACUUGAAUCACGCCACUUCUGCAGUUAAAUUCUGCAUUCAUUUGAUCCGUUUUUUCCCCAUUUUCAGGUUAAAAGGUGAUGUAGGAUCAUGACGGACAUUUCCUUUUUCCUCCCCUCCUCCACAAAACCCUCCUUUAGAGUUUCCUCUUCCUUUUAAUUCAGUUCAAUUCAGUUCAAAAAUACUUUAUUAAUCCCAAAGGGAAAUUGAUUAAUGGCUCUGUAUGCAAGUUGACCUGCACCUGCCCCUCGGUAUCGAUGUAUAUCUCCUCCUAGUUUUAAAUAUAAUCGUUACUGGUCUCAUGCAGCGAUUAAAGAGCACAGUAAUGCCCCAGAUUGAGACAUCUUGGGCCAAUUCACCACUUUUGUACAUACAAUCUAUCACCAGAGUCCUCUACAUACAUCUGUGCACAAGAUAUAUAACAUGGGACCGGAUAUGAUGUAGUGCUUAUUGUCGCUAAAAAAGAAAAAGCCUUAUUAUCGCUCACUUCAGCAUAUUUAUUUCAUAUCAUUUUUAAAGAUAUUUAUGAUUCUAUUUAGUUAUUUUUCAUUUUGUUUUUAUUUAUUUUGGAUUUCUAGCAACUUUUAUGAAUAUUUGUGCGUUUUACCGGCGAGCCGAUGUCGAAGGGUGAUGUCUCAGUUUUAUUUUUUAUUUUUGUAACGGUCAUUUUUGGUGUUUUUUAUUUGCUUUGUAAUGAUGACGUAUGCCCUCUGUGUAGGGUGCUAUUUGAUACUAAUUACUGAUGUCUGACUAGUUAGCUAAAGAUGUAAAUUAGAGGCAGAGAUCCUGAUCCCCGUCCUCCUCCUCCUCCGCUCUACCUGCCGCGGGAUGAUGCUGAUGCUGAGGUUCCUUCCACCCCUCUGCGAUGGCAUCCCGGGCGUCUGAGGAGUUAGAGAUCCAGCGAUCCUGUCCUGACGAGCUGCUGGUGUUUAGUUUGCUGGGAAGUACAUGGUAGCAGGUGUAUUUUUGACAGCGAAUGGUUAAGCGUCGUCUAGCUAGACACUUUAUACGCCCUUGAAGAAAAAGCUAUUGUUUGAAUCUGAAAUUAUUCUCAUAUGAACUCUAUGUGUGGUCCUGGAGUCUUGACGAUGUUCAGCUUAUAUGAAAUAUGUUACUCCGUUGAUUUCUAAUGGUUAUUGUGUCAAGAGAAAUAUUAAAAGGCACACGCGAAAACAUAAGAUGAAACGUGUUGAGGGCCAGCUCUGAUGAUGCCAUACCCCUCACUUAUGUACUUGUUCUUUCCUUACAGACCAUAGAUGUAGAUAUUGUAUCUUGGAUUUGUAUUAAAAACAGGAUGAUUGGAUAAACAGCAA
Messenger RNA from Nothobranchius furzeri (turquoise killifish), 8590 nucleotides. Its product is annotated as receptor-type tyrosine-protein phosphatase S. The record is from RefSeq and is a predicted model, not a curated record. Gene Ontology annotation, biological process: peptidyl-tyrosine dephosphorylation involved in inactivation of protein kinase activity. Gene Ontology annotation, cellular component: signaling receptor complex. Gene Ontology annotation, molecular function: protein tyrosine phosphatase activity; protein binding. Lineage: Eukaryota; Metazoa; Chordata; Actinopteri; Cyprinodontiformes; Nothobranchiidae.